AUGGCGCCCGCCGUCUUGCAAAAACCCGGUGUCAUCAAAGUUCGUUUUUAGACGGUUUUUCUUCAAAAAAAUUGAAAAAUGUUCCUAGGACGCCUCGCUCGCCGCCCUGUUCAGUAACCGAGAUCCCGAGCAGAGGUACCACGACUUGCGGGAAAUCGGACAUGGAUCCUUCGGCGCCGUCUAUUUUGUAAGACUAUAUCGCUGAUCUACAUCUAUAUAGUUGUUUUUAAUUUCAAGGCGUACGACAAGGAGAACGAGCAGACGGUGGCGAUCAAAAAAAUGGCGUUCAGCGGAAAGCAGGCGACCGAAAAGUGGAACGACAUCCUCAAAGAGGUCGCGUUCCUGAAUACGGUCGUGCAUCCGCACAUCGUCGAUUAUAAGGCGUGUUUUCUCAAGGAAACCACGUGUUGGGUCAGUUCUUGCGAGAUUUUCACAUGAAAAACGUUUUUUGUUGAAAUUAGCGUGAAAUUUGCGAUUCUUCACCGGAAAGGGUGCUCAAAUUAGGUUCAUAAUGAAGCCAUUACCGUGAAAUGCAUAGAAAUGUUCAUAUUUUUGUAAUUCUGUACCGAAAAAGCAAAUUUUCAGUUGGUAAUGGAGUACUGCAUCGGAUCGGCGGCAGACAUAGUCGACGUGCUGCGGAAAGGAAUGCGAGAGGUGGAGAUCGCGGCGAUCUGCUCGCAAACACUGGAAGCCCUCCGAUAUUUGCACUCUCUGAAACGGAUACACCGAGACAUCAAGGCUGGAAACAUCCUGCUGUCGGACCACGCGGUCGUCAAACUCGCCGACUUUGGCUCGGCCUCGCUCACGGAUCCGGCGCAGACGUUCAUCGGAACGCCCUUCUUCAUGGCGCCCGAAGUGAUUCUGGCAAUGGACGAGGGACAUUAUACGGACAGGGCCGACAUUUGGUCUCUCGGCAUCACUUGCAUCGAACUCGGUGAGUUUUGGCAGAAAUUUGACUUCCUUUUACUGGUCCUAUAACACUACGGAUAGAUAAUAGCAAGUUUGAUAUUAAAAUUGUAAUUUUGCAGCGGAACGGCGUCCGCCUCUGUUCACAAUGAACGCAAUGUCGGCUCUGUACCACAUUGCGCAAAACGAUCCGCCGACGCUCGCCGCGGUGGAGACUUCGGAUCAGCCGCAGUGGUCGGUCGAGUUUGUCGAGUUCAUCGACAGAUGUCUGCGGAAGCCGGCGGAAGAGAGGAUGUCGGCGGACGAGUGCUUCCGGCAUCCGUUCAUCCAGCGGAAGCGGCCGGCCGACACGAUCCAGGAGCUGAUCACGCGCACCAAGAACAUGGUGAUGGAGCUGGACAAUUUCCAGUACAAGAAGAUGCGCAAGCUCAUGUAUUUGGACGAGACGGAGGGGAAAGAGGGCAGCGAGGGCGGGAACGGAGCCGCCUCCGAUGAUCUCGACUUUCACGGAAUCGAGGCGCAUUCUAUCGGCAGAGGUGAGUCGGCAUUCUAUUCUUUUAAAUGUUUCCUUUCCUAUCGCUUAUUUUUAGCCGGCGAUUCGGCGUCUUCCCGAAGCGCCUCGCUCACUUCGUUCCGAUCGAUGCAAUCCAGCGGAGGACCCGGACUCAUGGUCUCCACGAACACCACCGGAGCCAUGGACAACGUGCAUGGUAGCUUUUUUGCUCUUUCGCGCAUGUAACCUCAGUUUUUGACUCUAAAUGUGGAGCAAUCGCGUCAAAUUCAAUUCUGUCCUUUUAACGCGAAGUUUGACAAUUUCCGAUGUUUCAGGAUCUUCGGGCUAUGGCAACGGAAGCAGCUCGACGACCAGCUCGGCGCGUCGUCGUCCUCCGAUCCCCUCGCAAAUGCUCUCCUCCACGUCAACCUCUGGUCUUGGCACGAUGCCAAGUCACGGAUCGGCGGCCGGAAUCACUGCGAUCGCGGUGAACCCGUCGAUCGCGGACGUUCCGUCGCCUUCGGAGCGCGCGGACGACGACGACGAGGCGACAACGAACGUGAGCACGAUUCCGUUGGAUACGUCGAUGAUGCGCGUGGCGCCGGUCAAAGAUUUGCACAUGCCGAAUCGGGAGGUGAAGGAGCGGAUAGCUACGUUGCAGACGCACAAGUUCGCGACACUCCGCUCGCAGAGACUCAUAAACCAGGAGCAGGAGGAGUACACGAAGGAGAACAACAUGUACGAGCAGAUGAGCAAGUACAAGCACCUCCGGCAGGGGCACCACAAAGAACUGCAGCAGUUCGAGGAACGGUGUGCGCAGGAACGCGAGCAGUUGAGGAUCAAGAUGGACCGCGAGCUGGAGCAGUUGAAUUCGACGUACUCAAAGGAGAAGAUGCGCGUGCGGUGCUCGCAGAACAACGAGUUGGACAAGCGGAAAAAGGACAUUGAGGACGGCGAGAAGCGGCUGAAAAAGACGAAAAGCGGACAGAAUCAGCAGCAGAUGAAGUUGUACAGUGGGCAGCAGUUGAAGGAGUACAAGCACAACAAGGAGGCCCAGAAAACGGUCGGUUUUUUGGCGGGGGGGGGGGGGACUGAAAAGAAUGACGCAAUUUGCAAGUUUUCCACGUUUUUUGCAUUAAAAAUUGCCUACAUUUUACUCAAAAUAGCCAUUUUUACAGCGUCUCCGCAGCCUGAACAUGCCACGAAACGCCUAUGAGAACGCGAUGAAAGACGUGAAAGUGGACCUGAAUCGGGUGAAAGACAUGCGUGAGAACGAGUUCGAGGACAAGUUGAGGACGGAAAUGGAAGAGGAGGUGGUGCGGUACCGACGGCAGCAGCUGAACAAUCUGCAUCAGCUCGAGGAGCGACUCGACGACGAAGACGUGAAUGUGCAGGAGCGACAGAUGGAAACGAGGCACGGACUGCUCAUGAAGCAGCACGAAAUGACGAGGGAACUCGAGAUUCAGCACCUGAACGAGUUGCACGCGACGAAAAAGCGGCAUCUGGAGACGCAGCACGAGGCGGAAUCGGCCAGUCAGAACGAGUACACGACUCGGCAGCAGGACGAGCUGCGGAAGAAGCACGCGAUGCAAUCGAGACAGCAGCCAAGGGAACUGAAAGUGCAAGAAGCUCAGAUCCGCAAGCAGUACCGGCAGGUGGUGAAGACGCAAACCCGUCAAUUCAAGGUGUACCUGACACACAUGGUGCAAGUGGUUCCGAAAGAGGAGCAGAAGGAGCUGACGGCCCGGCUGAAGCAGGAACAGAUGCAGAAGGUCGCGCUGCUGGCGUCGCAGUACGAGAGUCAGAUCAGGAAGAUGGUGCAGGACAAGACGGUCAAGUUGGAGUCGUGGCAGGAGGACGAGCAGAGGGCGCUGAGUGCGAAGCUUGAGAAGGAGCUCGAAGAGCUCAUCGAGUAUCAGAAGAAGCAGAGGGUCAUGCUCGAGGAGCAGAUCAAAAAGGUACACAUUUUCAGGCUCCCUGUGAUGGCGUAGAAUUGAAAUAAAAUUGAAAUUCAUCACAAAAUGAUUGCAGGAACGAACGGCGCUCGAGGAGCGAAUCGGAGCGCGUCGUGCCCUGCUCGAGCAGCGAAUUCUCGAAGAACGCGAGGACAUGACCCAGCUGCGACGGCUCAAGAAGGAGCAAAUCCGGGAGCGACACAGCGGCGAACGGCACCGACUCGAGAACCACUUUGUGCGAACGGGCUCGACGAGCAGGAGCACCGGCAGUGGCGGCGGAGCCAACAAUUCGAGCAGCAUCCAACUCGCGAUGUGA
Molecule: messenger RNA, 3670 nt
Organism: Caenorhabditis sp. 36 PRJEB53466
Lineage: Eukaryota; Metazoa; Nematoda; Chromadorea; Rhabditida; Rhabditidae
Source: the annotation of a GenBank genome assembly